AUGUUAUUAUCGGCUAUUUUUCUAACAGCCGCCAAUGCCAUUGGAUUGCACCAGCACUCUGAGCGAGCAUGCCCGGAUCAAGAAUUGAUGCAGGAAUGCAUGGGCAUCUGUAGAGUCGAGUACAAUUAUUGCCGACUGCUUUGCGAAACUGACUACUGUCUGUCAAUUUGUCAGCGACAAUAUGACGAGUGCAACGAUGCGUGUCCCUGUGGUGCUGACUGUCCUGCCGGAUGCGCUGGCUGUGACAACCCGAUCUGCCCAAUCGUCACAACGGAAGAGAUUGCUACAACAACGGUUGAAAUAACAACAACGGUUGCGCCAACCCUUCCACCGCCCUACCUCUAUGUCAUUAUGCCGAAAAUGUCCGAGAGCUAUUUGUACUCUGGAAAUACGACUUCAGCUCUUUACGAGGCCGCUUUUCAGGGCGACCACAAAAAGUAUACUAGACGAUCAGUUACGGCAAUGAUCCAGAAUGUCGUCUACAUCUUCGGCGGAGAAUUCGACAAUAGAAAGAUUGCCUACUUGUCCGACUGCAGUUUCGUCGAAGUUUCAGCUCGACUCAAUUCAAAUUACUCAUCCGGAGCAGCAGCUAUUUCUCUUGAUGAUGGAACAAAAGCGCUAAUUUGCUUUGAGGAACAUGCCAAUUAUGACAGUUGCGAGCUUUUCGAUGGGAAGAAGGCAGUCCAAACCCAUUCUACCAAUUUACCUCAUCUUCAUGGUGCCUUGGGAAUGUACUACGGUCAGCCAACGACAAUGGGCGGCUGGCACAAGGAAGGAAAAGGAAAGACGGAAACCUACACUCCCGAAGGCUGGAGACAAAUCGUUGAUCAUCCAAAGAAAAUUGCAGGCCAUAGUUUGAUCGGCUUGCCGAAUGGUUCGAUGCUUCUUGUCGGCGGAAAGUCAAACAAAGAAUUUCAACCUGGACUUUGGAUCUUGAAAAAAGUGAAUGGAGCUGACAAAUGGGAAUCAUUUGGAGAGUUGAAAAUGGCCGUUUCUCACCCGUCAACGAUGAUAAUCGACUCCUCUAUUUUCGUUUUCCCCGGAGCUGGAGCCGUUGUUGACGAUGUAAAGCAGUACCCGCUCCAGCGAAUUGAUUUCAUUGACGAGUCGCUAGAAACAAUAUCAGAUGUGGAGCACAUCGGAGAUCAUGAAAAUUAUAACUACAUGCCAGUUCUCUUCUUUACAUCUGAUAUGUACUGCCUCAAAUAA
Oikopleura dioica is the source of this 1209-nucleotide messenger RNA. The record is from the annotation of a GenBank genome assembly. Lineage: Eukaryota; Metazoa; Chordata; Appendicularia; Copelata; Oikopleuridae.